This is a messenger RNA of Coffea arabica (coffee), 1250 nucleotides long. RefSeq lists its product as uncharacterized. Lineage: Eukaryota; Viridiplantae; Streptophyta; Magnoliopsida; Gentianales; Rubiaceae. The record is from RefSeq and is a predicted model, not a curated record.
AUGGAGAAUAUUGAAGAUUACGUGAACAAGAUGUUGUUUGAUGACGCUGAGGAAGUUGCUAAUCAUAAUGUCAACGAUACAGCCUUGCCUGCUAUGCCUCCUCACCAUGCAGCAGAAACAUCCACGGACCCUGAGGCACCAAUACCAGUGGAACAGCAUGCUAUAUACCGUGACCUAUAUGCGGCGGCAUUCGGUGUAGAUGAUAAAGAUGCCGGUCAACUAGCUCAGUUUUCACCCUCUCCUGUGGAGUUCAGCUCCGGUGCCAAUACCUCUGUCGUACCAGAAUCAUUCUCUACUGCUUUAGGGAGCCAAAAAAUUCCUCGAUGGGAUCAAGCUGAGCAGUUCUCAUUCGCUCCUAUUGACUACAACUCAGAAAGUGCCAAUACUUCCAUGAUGCAAGAAUCGUCAUCCAGGGACUUGGGGUCCCAACAGCAAUCAGAUGUUCAACAGCCAAAUCCGGCACCACAGAAAUCAAGUUCACUGGAACCCAUACCCAUCCUGGUUAAGUCCAAGUCAUACAUUGCAUUGAGUAUUCAUCCUGAUGCCGGUGCCUCGUCCCAGCAUCCAAGUCAAGGCUUGCCAACGUUGGGCUCAAGCUACACUAAUCAAGCCCUUGAUACUGGUGCCUCAUCCCAGUAUCCAAGCCACGGCUUGCCAACGUUAGGCUCAAGCUACACCAAUCAGGCCCUUGCUCAACAACACUCCGGUUGGCCUGUUCAACAACUUUCACCAGAUGCAAGCUCAAGCUUGACUCCUGAAGAAGUAGUGCGUGGAUCAACUUAUCGAGGACUGUCAUUAGGUUUAAGUUCAAAACCCGGAGUACUUUCAAUAGGCUCCAUAUGGAAUCAUAGAGAAGUUGACCUUAAUGCCUGGGCCCCAGCUUCUCAAGCUCCACAGCGACUUAGCAGCGUUAGUGUCUCUACUUCGGCAACUCAAACAGCUCAACAGGGACUCAGCGGCACCAAUGCCUCAGCUUCGGCUACUCAAGCCACUAGCUCAUCAUCAAACGCCAGGAAGAGAAGAGCCACUUGGGAAGCUGACGCAACUGCACAGAAUGACCGUACUAUUUUCCGAACCUGGAUUCGUCAAAUGUCUGCUGAUGGAAAAAAUCAGAAGUGAUAGCCACAGAGGCCUAAUCGACAUUGUCUGGUGUAGAAGAAACUUCUCAUUAGUAUUAAUCAAUACUGUUUUUUUCCUGAAUUUGGAUUUGGGUUUGUGGUUGUCUCUUAAGUGCAACUUGGGAGUUUUUA